This is a messenger RNA of Loxodonta africana (African savanna elephant), 513 nucleotides long. RefSeq names its product RNA polymerase II, I and III subunit L (gene POLR2L). The transcript is spliced from 2 exons. The record is from RefSeq and is a predicted model, not a curated record. Gene Ontology annotation, biological process: transcription by RNA polymerase II; tRNA transcription by RNA polymerase III; transcription by RNA polymerase I. Gene Ontology annotation, cellular component: RNA polymerase I complex; RNA polymerase II, core complex; RNA polymerase III complex. Lineage: Eukaryota; Metazoa; Chordata; Mammalia; Proboscidea; Elephantidae. Gene Ontology annotation, molecular function: DNA binding; zinc ion binding. Bases 117 to 320 code for a protein of 67 amino acids.
GGCGCCGCGCCGUGGGCGCUCCCGGGGCGGGGCCUGCGCGCCUGGCUCGGCGCGUGCGGAAGCGGCUGCGGAGUCGGCGGUCGCACAGCCUGGGCUCGGCUCGCGGCUCCGGCGCCAUGAUCAUCCCCGUGCGCUGCUUCACCUGCGGCAAGAUCGUGGGCAACAAGUGGGAGGCCUACCUGGGGCUCCUGCAAGCCGAGUACACCGAGGGGGACGCCCUGGAUGCGCUGGGCCUGAAGCGCUACUGUUGCCGCCGAAUGCUGCUGGCCCACGUGGACCUCAUUGAGAAGCUGCUCAACUAUGCGCCUCUAGAGAAGUGACUGCUGACCACCGCUGGCGGGCCUCGCCCUCUGAGUUGGGGGCUUGGAGCAGGGCCAGACCAUGGCCCGGAAGUGACCGUGCACGUUGCCUGAGCUGAUGAAACCCUGUGAGAUUGCAGGGGGUGGGCUCGGAGUGAGGUCUGACCUGUCUCAAGGAGGAGCCAUCCAAUAAAGCUCUUUGCUGAACCACCAA